AUGGGUGUGCAGAAGAAAGAAAAGAGCCGUCGUGCUCGUGAGGGCCAAGUCAAAGAUGGAAACCUGCGUCUGAAAGGAGAAAAUUUCUACAGAGAUGCCAAGAAGGUCAAGAAACUGAGCAUGUACAAGGAGGGCCGGGCUCAGCGGAAUGCCAAAGGAGAAAUCACCAAAGCAGCAACGUUGCAAUCAACUGACAUCCCCAGUGCACGAGUUGCUCCCGACCGUCGGUGGUUUGGCAAUACUCGAGUCAUUUCCCAAGAUGCGCUAACCCAUUUCCGGGAGGCUAUGGGCAAUAUUCGCAAAGACAGUUACCAGGUUUUGUUGAGACAGAACAAGCUCCCUAUGUCGUUGCUGGAGGAGUCUUCACAAAUUCCUACUGUUGACAUCACUGAGACAGAGUCCUACUCGUCCACAUUCGGUCCCAAAGCCCAACGAAAAAAGCCGCGAACGGCUGUGUCAAGCUUGACCAAUUUGGCCGAUACAGUUGCCCGUGAUACUGAGGAGUUCGAGAACAAAGAGGAGGAGAGCGAAGACGAGUUCUCUGCGGCUGCCAAAGAGCAUAUUUUCUCAAAGGGUCAAUCCAAGCGUAUUUGGAAUGAGCUGUACAAGGUCAUUGAUUCAUCAGAUGUGGUGAUUCAUGUUCUUGAUGCCCGUGAUCCCAUGGGAACUCGAUGCAAAUCUGUUGAACAAUAUAUUAAGAAGGAAGCUGCACACAAGCAUUUGAUUUUCGUGCUGAAUAAAUGUGAUCUUGUCCCUACGUGGGUAUCGGCUGCUUGGGUGAAACACCUCUCUAAAGAUUAUCCCACGCUGGCAUUCCAUGCUUCUAUCACAAACCCCUUUGGAAAAGGAAGCUUGAUUCACAUCUUGCGGCAGUUUGCUAGUCUGCACAAGGAUAGAAAGCAGAUCAGUGUUGGUUUGAUCGGCUACCCCAAUGCCGGUAAAUCGUCUAUUAUCAACACACUGAGAAGUAAAAAAGUUUGCACCGUUGCUCCUAUUCCUGGAGAGACAAAGGUCUGGCAAUAUAUUACCCUUAUGAAGCGCAUUUUCCUGAUCGACUGUCCCGGUAUCGUUCCACCCAGCAGCAAAGACACCGAGACGGACAUUUUGUUCCGUGGUGUGGUUCGUGUUGAGCAUGUUUCAAAUCCAGAGUCAUUUAUUCCGGCUUUACUGGACCGCGUAGAGCCCCGUCACCUGGAACGCACAUACGAGAUCAAGGGCUGGAACAAUUCCGCUGAGUUCUUGGAAAUGCUUGCUCGAAAGAACGGGCGUCUUCUCAAGGGUGGCGAGCCUGACGAGUCUGGCGUGGCCAAGGCUGUUUUAAACGACUUCAACCGAGGCAAGAUUCCCUGGUUUGUGCCCCCGCCUAGAGACGAGGAAAAGGACCAAGAAGACUUUGCUGGGUUCGACGAUAAGCCUGCUGAGGUUUCUGCUUAA
Molecule: messenger RNA, 1434 nt
Organism: Wickerhamiella sorbophila
Lineage: Eukaryota; Fungi; Ascomycota; Dipodascomycetes; Dipodascales; Trichomonascaceae
Product: Nucleolar GTP-binding protein 2
Exons: 2
Coding region: 1-1434 (477 amino acids)
Cellular component (GO): nucleolus
Molecular function (GO): GTP binding
Source: RefSeq, a predicted model, not a curated record